AAAAAUAUAGUAUUAUUAAUCAAAUACAUUUGUUAAAUACAAAAAUAUCUACUAAGAUUUUUAUUAAUGUCUUAAAUAGUUCAAAUCUAAGAAUUAAUUGAAUAGCUAGUUUCAGUUAGUCAAAAGUAGCACCUUUAACCAGAGCUCAAUGUCAUCAUAGAACAGUUAUCAUAGACUGUAUUACACCGCUCUUAGCAAAGGCGUAAAAAAUCAGUUUGCUAUUCUUUUGCUGAUAUGAUCGAAUUCGAUAGGGCUCUUGUCAAUUUUGAGGCUGUUUCCGAGUAACUAGGUGACUUAGAUGUUGCAAAAUUAACUUAAACCACAUUGAUAAUCUUUGAGAUGAUGAAAAUGAUUAUGGAAUAAGCUGCUACUACUAAAAAGCCCUUCCAAAAUUAAGUUUAGAGUGUUAACUAAAUUCUAAAUAACAAAAUCUAAUCUAUCUCCAAGAAUUUCCCUAAUCACUUAGCUCAUACUAAGACAAUAUAAGAUGGUCUCUCAUCAGUAUACUGGGUUUUUAGUGAAAAUCCUAAGACUAGCAUAGAUACUGCUAUUGAAAAUACUGCUUACGGAUAUAACAAAUUGAAAUAACAUGGUAACGAGCUUCUUUCCUAAUGGGGAGCAUACUUUAACAAAGCACUUAAAGCUCUCAGUGAUUAUGUUCAAUAACAUUAUGCUCAUGGUUUAAUCUGGAACAGUAAGGGUGAAGGAGACUUCUCAGAGUUAGUUAGCCAUUUGAGAGCAGAAAUUAGAGUUACAUUAGAUAGAUAAUUAGUAGAUUUAUCAUAAAAUCCAGACACAGUUACUCCUCUUUAAUAGAAACCUUCAUAAAGCUAACCAACUUAGGUUAAAGAAACAAGCCAAUAAACUUAAGUGUAAGCUUAGACUCAACUCCCUCCUCCUCCGUAACCUGUUCAAUAAUAGCAACCAACUGUAGUAGAACCAGUUAUUUAAUAAUAAUAGCAACCCUAAGCACCAGUAUAAGUUUAAGCACCCGUAAUAUAAUAAACUUAAGCUCCUUCUGUGUAGCCUUAAGUUCAUGCAUAAAAGUAAUAAUUCUAAUCUCACUACCCUACAAUGACAGAAUUUGACCAACAUGUGAAAGACUACCUAUCUGCAGGAGAAAAAUUGGAUUCUGAGCUCUAAGAAUUAACAUAACUCACUGUAAAAGCUUUUGAGUAGAUGAAGAUUGUCAUGCAAUUUUCAAAAUAUCUCAAAAAACCAUAACAAGAUAACAUAAAAUAAAUUUCAAGUAUCUUAAAUGAUAAAGUUUUUAAGCCAAUCAACUCUGCAAAGGCAGGAAUUAAAUAUCCUAACCACUUAAAAACUGUAAUUUAAGGUAUCUCUGCUGUUAACUGGGUCAUUUGUGACACUCCUAAAAUAUAUAUUGACAACGGUAUAGAAUCUUCAGAAUUCUAUGGAAACAAAAUUUUGCUCAUGAAAGUACCAGAGCACACUGCUUGGAAUAAUGCUUUUAAGGCAGUAUUAAAGUCUCUUUUACCAUAUGUUUUAACUAACUACUCUACUGGUUUACUAUGGAAUUUCCAAGGAACUGAUGAUUACUCUGAAUUAUAUUCAGUUUUAAAAGGUGAAAAAUAGUUAGAAGAUGUUAUUGCUUCUAAGAGCGGAGCUCAAUAAACACAAUCUCAUGUACCCGUUUUAUAAAGUGCACCUUAACCUUAAUCAGAUGCUUAUCCUCCUAUGACUGAAUUUGAAAAACAUUUAUCUGAUUUCAAGGCUGCCUAUCAAAAUUUAGACCCUUUAAUUAAGGAAUUAUCAGAUUUUAUUGUCUAAUCUUUUGAAUCUAUGUAAACAGUUAUGACUUUUGCUAAAAAACUCAAAAAGCCAUAACCAGAAAAUGUUAAACAAAUAUAAACAAUUUUAAAUGAUAAAAUAUUUAAACCUAUGAAUGCCAGUAAAGCAGGAAUUUCAUUCCCUAACCACUUUAAAACUGCACUUUAAGGUAUUUCAGCUGUCCUUUGGGUCAUUAGUGAAACACCUAAGCUUUCAUUGGAUAAUGGUAUUGAAUCAUCAGAAUUCUAUGGAAAUAAAAUCCUACUUAUGAAACAACCUGAGCACACAGCUUGGUAUAACACUUUUAAGGCUUCUCUUAAAUCUCUCGUUCCAUAUGUUUUAAUGAAUUUCAGUACUGGUCUAUUGUGGAAUUUCCAUGGUACAGAUGAUUACAGCGAGUUGUACUCAAUUCUUAAAGGUGAAAAAAAAGUUGAAUAACCUACUUAAGUUACUAACAUACCUCCUCCUCCUAUUGGCAUGCCACCACCUCCCCCUCCUCCUAUGCUUAAUAUUGAACAAAUUAAAUUAGAAGAUUUCAAAGGCUCUAACGAAGAAUCAGGUGAAUCAAGAACUGCUCUUUUAAGUGCUCUUAAUGUAGGAGAAGAUGCUAUUAAAGCUCAUUUGAAGCAUGUUAAAAAAGGUGAAAAGUAUGAAAAGAAAUCUACAUAAGCUCCAACUAAUGCAGCUCCUAGCUCUAACACAAUAAAGAAAGAAACAUAAUAAUAAGUAAAAGAACCUAAAAAAUAUCAAAAAGAUAACUGGUUUGUGGAAAAUUAUGUAAAUGAAAGAAUUUAAUUUGAUGAAGGAGAAAUUUCUCUUAAAUAAUCUUUGUUUAUUGAAGGCUGCAAUAAUUCCACAAUUAUUGUGAAGGGCAAGGUUAAAUCUGUUUUCGUUAAUAAAUGCAAGAAAACAAAAGUUUUGGUUACUGUAAUUAUUAUAUAUUAAUAUAGAAGCAUUAUAAUAAACAUUAUAAUUUAAAUUAAAAGAAUGCAGUAUCUGGUGUUGAAACAGUUGAUUGCUAAUCUUGUGAAGUUUAUAUUGCUGAAGGAGUUCCUUCUAUAUAAAUUGACAAGAGUGACACAAUCCGUGUUAUCUUUUUAAAGAGCAAGAUUUGCGAUAUUGUCACUUCAAAGAGUAGCGGUAUUAAUGUUACUUAUGCUCUUAAUGAAGAAGGAGAUAUGGAGAAAGACACACCUAUACCUGAAUAAUUCAUAACAAAAUGGGACAGCGAUAAAAAUACUUUUGUUACUGUAACUUUAGACACAUUCCUAUGAUUAAAAUAUAUUAUAUAAUUUAAAAUAUUAAAAUAAGAAUUUAGUAUGUUUCCAUUUUAAAUUUUAUAGUAGCUGCUUUUUAUUGUAAAAAUCAAUAUUAAUCUAAUUAAUUAUUCUAUAAAUAAUAUAAAAUUUUCAUUUAAUAAUAAGACUUUCAUCAAAAUAUUUCAUAAAAUUCAUCAAUUUAAUUAAAAUAUUAUUUUUUUAAUUAAAUAUAUAUUUAUAAAAGUACAUAUUAAAAUUUUAUCACUUAAGAAAGAAAAAAUAAAAAUAUAACUAUGCAGUUUAAUUUGCACAAGUUUGGCUAUUACUUGGUUUAUUAUCUAUACAAAAUAAAACAUAAUAAAAUUUAAAAUUAUUCUUUUAAAAAAAAGAAAUAUAUAAAAACACUAAAUUUUUUUGA
Tetrahymena thermophila SB210 is the source of this 3468-nucleotide messenger RNA. Its product is annotated as adenylyl cyclase-associated protein. Gene Ontology annotation, molecular function: adenylate cyclase binding; actin binding. Gene Ontology annotation, biological process: regulation of adenylate cyclase activity; cytoskeleton organization. Lineage: Eukaryota; Ciliophora; Oligohymenophorea; Hymenostomatida; Tetrahymenidae. The transcript has 12 exons. Gene Ontology annotation, cellular component: cytoplasm. The record is from RefSeq and is a predicted model, not a curated record.